Orbicella faveolata is the source of this 3515-nucleotide messenger RNA. RefSeq lists its product as uncharacterized. NCBI's taxonomy places the organism in Eukaryota, Metazoa, Cnidaria, Anthozoa, Scleractinia, Merulinidae. The record is from RefSeq and is a predicted model, not a curated record.
ACUUUCCCCUCCACCUUGGACUUUCCAAAAACCCAUUUCCUAGUUUGUGGAACCACACAUUCAAAACCAACGGGACAUCAAAGCACUGGCCUUAAUUACUUUGAACAUCUUUGUUCAUCUUAAAAUUGCUUUAAAGGCGAAAAAGAAAAUCAGUUUUAAGUUAAAUUAAGGGUUUACAAAUGAUGACCUCGUACUUGUACCUGUAACAUGUUUUAGUUUCUUUUCUGAAUGUUAGUGGACAUAGGAUUAAAACCCCUUUGAACCAAACAAAAAAAUAAUUAUUAAACGAAGAACGUCAAAUGAAGGACCUCAUCUCUGGUCAACAAACUUUAAAAACAAGUCGUGUAGGACUUGGUACUCGUCAGAAAAAGGGUGUGAAACACUGGAAUACGGCAUGCCAAACUUUUCAAUUAUGGGGAGUGAGCUCAAAAUAAAGUGAACUGGUGUACUUGUCUAACUCCUAGGCCUAGAUGUUUCGCCGCGGUUAAUCAUUUUGGGUCAAGUGGUCCGGGGCGAAACUCCUUGUCGUUCGGAUACGUCGCCGAAAUCAAUUGACCGUGAAGGCCUGGGAGAAAGCGUACAGGAACCAGGCAACUGGUGCGCCACAGCACAGUUGCUCACAUACUUACUGUGUAACACUUCUUGAUCAUUUGAUGAGAAUCAGGGACUGUACUAAAUGUUUGAAUCAAGUAAACACCCAACCUCACAAUGAAUUAUAGUACAAUGUACCUCAAACUCCAACAGGGACGUUGAUUCGUCCACCGUAGUAUUGAGAAAAUACGGAAAUGGGGUAACAAGUAAUUUACGAUAUUUCGUUUCUCUCCAUGUAUUUUUUCAAGUUGUACUACUACAUUGUCGUCCAGUUCAGGCCUUCUAUCUGUCACGCAGCGCUACAUACUCGGGAGAGAGGGACCUCGAGAGCGUAGCGUUGGACUAUCUUUUACCCCAUCCAGACCCUCGUUGCUUUCAGAGUUGUGAAGAUGGAAUCGCGGAGGUCGCAGUCUCAACUCGGGAGUAAAUAAUUGGCUUCUACCAGCAAAUUGUUGGAUCAAUGACCCGGACAGAAUAUAUCAGGGAGUCAGGGGCUAACGUACAACGGACGGGCCGUAUCCCAUCUGCGAUCUGGGGAAUGAGUUUCAUGCAGGCCAGGCAACCUCGUCCAAGUCUGAGUAUAUCUGAGGACUGGACCCGAAAGUCUCUUAAGUCUGUGGUGGACUCCCAUAUAAAAAUAACCGCGGUUGCUCGUCCUACCUUGUAGAGGUGGAAAAUGCGUGUUUGGUACCUCUUAGGGUAUUCAGCCUCAAACGGUCCACCGCGGGAACUUUUGCAGUACCUUUUAAAUAUUGACCCGGAAAAAAAUAUCACAGGAGAUAGAUAAAGUGUUGUUUUAGAAUCGGUACCUCUAUGGGCUCUAUUAAAGGGGUGAACAACAUUUCAAGCCAGGCCCAGAAAACAAGAACUUGGUACCACUUAGAGGCUCUUGUCAAAAUUUCCGACAAGCAUCCCUUUCCGUUCUUUUUAUAUGAUAGUGCCCACCCGGGCCCGACGUCAGACCACGUUACUGAACAUCAGGUUGGGCUUGUCACUGUACUUUAAUCUUGGCAGUAAUGAACUUCCUCCUCAGAUGUUCUCAUCCGACUCCCGGUCAAUACAAAAAAACAUUCCUUCAUGUAUAAAACUAUUAUUUUUAUAUUCUUAGCUAGAUGAUCCGGUUAUAUAUAUAUAUUUCGAAGCCCCGCUAUUUCGUACUAUAUAGUUUGGCUGCCUGUGAAGGCACAAGUUGCGUGGUGUCACUUUACUGGUUGCGUGACGUUUUUACCAUAACAACAAUAUUUUCACAGCGUAAGGUCAAUUAUUUAUGACGAUACACAAACACAGGUCAGAGCGAAAGCUGAAUAUAUUAACAAAUAUCUCACAACUACCAGUAAACUGAAACUCGACAACACGGACGAGAUGAAUGAGGUUCUGCUGGCAGGCCAAACAGUUGUUAACCGGAGAAAACAGAGUCGUAAGAGAAAAGACAAUGAGACCGCAGGUGGAUCUGACAGCUAUGCGAAAGUUAACUGGUUCAAUAGCAUGCUCUCCAUUCCUCCCAGACAAACUCUCACCACACUGCGCGUCUUCACUGUAUGGUCAGCGAUCAUGGCUUACUUAAUAAGCGGCAUACUCGGCGUCGCCUUCCCCCAGCUGUUGUCACGUGUUUUCAUGAUGGACCUCAGCGGUCGCUACGACACUGGGUACUGGCGGCUCAACUGCGGGUUACUCGCUGUAAUCGGUUUCCUUUACAUCGUCACAGCGAGGUCCCGUCCAGCGGUGGCUGGCAACGGUGCACUUCUCGGAACUGUUCCUGAAAGGUUGUUUUUCGUCACGUCAGCUUUGCUGUGGCUGUUUCGACAGUCGCUGGUUUCUCUUCCCUUUGCAGCAGCGUUCGGGCUCCUUGAUUCCACGUUAGCCAUAAUAACCUACGUGAUAUGGUCGCGAAACACUCCAGAGGCGUCGCCGAAGAAGUGUAUGGGGGAGAUAGCAAAGAUAAUGCUUCCAAUCCUAGGUCCCGCGAGGAAGUGGUCCCCGAACUGUGUGCAAAUAAUUGGGUAUUUGCAAAUGGUGGUCUCGCUUACCUUCAUGGCAAAACCCGAGAUAGCGCCCGAUGCCAUGGGACUGGAUGCGUUCGGCGGCUCAUCAAAGGGCUUAGUGUCUCUGUUUUUCAUGCAGAUGACCAUUAUUGGCUGGUUUCAUGUCUUGGGAGGUGGCGAUGGCAAUGAGUCCGGUCCAAUAGCUGCAGUGUUUUAUCGUCUCGCUUGGAGCGCACCUUUAAUUUCAGUCUUGUGUUACUUUGACGGUAUUGAGCGAGGCUUUGCACUUGCAUUGGGAAUGGCGGAUUCAAUAAGUGCAUUAAUCAUUUCUAUCUCCCUUUGUAUAGAGUCGUUGCCUUCCAACACCGCAAAGUGAUGACUUCCAACUUCGAUCAUUUUAUUAAUACUUUUAAACACACGCUAGAAAACCGACCCACUUACCGUAAAUGCUAUUUAGCGGAAUAGCAAAAAACGCACUGCACCUGUAAGCUCUCAACUGCGCAUGCUGCUACGAAGAUUACUAUUACCACCAUUACUGAUAGCAUGCCCUGCCUUGUCCCCAGGCGCCACUCAUUGAUAGUCACGCAGGCGCAUUGAGUUCUGGCGUAGAUGCGUUCCUUUUGCCUCUCAUCAAGUCUCCCGCUACUUGCUUUCCUUUGUAUGCCAAUCGCAUUAUAAUUUGAGAUCAACUAGAACUUAUAGAAGUUUCAACUUUUAAGUAAACUUCCCUCUCUGUUUAGCUCCUCAUGUAUCUCUCCUCACAAUGAUAAGCCAGGAGAAUUUUUUUGAAAAAAGAAAACCUUGCAAUUGAUUACUGUUAUAAAAUUCGAUUAUCUUGGGAUAACUACAUUGUUUUAUAGCUAACUUAUCUUCCCGCUCCAUUGUUACUCUUUGAAUUAGAUAUAAUGCAGAAAUAAACCAGGAGCUGAUUUUGCGACUGAA